AUGAUUGAAACUGGAAGUACCGCUAAUACAACAUCCAAUUUACUUCCGAUAACUGCGGAAGUAACAAAUGAAGACGAUGAUACUGCCCGGCCUGAAGCAACAUUUCGAUUUACGGUUAAAAAUAUAAGCCAGAUGAAAGAACAGGUUCUAUCACCGCCGUGUUACAUUAGGUGUCUACCAUGGAAAAUUCUUGUUCUUAUCCGUAACACUACAACUCCCGAUCGUCAGCAACAAAAAGCUCUUGGAGUUUUCAUUCAAUGUAAUGGUGAUUGUGAUUCACCGGGUUGGUCAUGUUAUGGAUUGGGUGAAAUAAAACUUUUAUCUUACAAACAUGAUGGUGAGCAUCUGUGUAGAAAAAUUCAUCACAUGUAUCACAGUAAAGAAGAUGAUUGGGGUUUUGCACAUUUCAUUUCUUGGAAGGAUCUGAUGGACUCUGAAAAUGGUUUUGUAAAAGAUGACUCAAUAACAGUUGAAGUACAUGUUGUUGCAGAGGCACCUCAUGGUGUUUCCUGGGAUUCUAAAAAACAUACUGGAUACGUCGGCUUAAAAAAUCAAGGUGCAACAUGUUACAUGAACUCCCUUUUACAAACCCUCUUCUUUACCAAUGUUUUACGCAAGGCGGUCUACAAAAUUCCCACUGUAGGAGAUGAUAGUUCGAGAUCUGUCGCAUUUGCACUUCAACGCGUUUUCUUUGAUCUCCAAUUUUCCGAGAAACCAGUUGCAACAAAAAAACUAACGAAGAGUUUUGGCUGGGAGACAUUAGAUUCAUUUAUGCAACAUGAUGUCCAAGAGUUUUUACGAGUUUUAUUAGAUAAGCUAGAAAAUAAAAUGAAGGGUACUUUAGUGGAAGGAACAGUACCAAAGCUUUUUGAAGGGAAGAUGACAUCUUUUAUUAAAUGCAAAAAUGUAAAUUGCAGUAGCACUCGAGUAGAAACGUUUUAUGAUAUUCAAUUAAGCGUUAAAGGAAAAAACAACCUUUACGAGUCAUUUAAAGACUACAUUAGCACAGAAACAUUAGAUGGUGAGAAUAAAUAUGAUGCUGGGGAGCACGGCUUGCAGGAAGCUGAGAAAGGAGUGCGAUUUGACGAGUUUCCUCCUGUACUACAUCUGCACCUUAUGAGGUUUCAAUACGACCCACAAAGCGAUGCGUCUGUCAAAUUUAAUGACAGGUUCGAAUUUUAUGAAGAGAUUAACUUGGAUCCAUAUCUUCAGGAGAUACCGAAAGUACCAGCACAUUAUACGUUGCAUGCAGUUUUGGUUCAUUCCGGUGAUAACCAUGGAGGUCAUUAUGUAGUGUUUAUCAAUCCCAAGGGCGAUGGAAAGUGGUGUAAAUUUGAUGACGAUGUAGUAUCACGCUGUAGAAAAAAAGAAGCCAUCGAGUACAAUUUUGGCGGAAAGGAAGAUGCACCAUAUUUAGCAAGACGUGCAACAAGCGCGUAUAUGCUUAUUUACAUACAAACAUCACAGCUGAAGUAUGUUCUCCAAGAUGUUACAGAGAAUGAUAUACCAGCGGAUCUGUACGAGCGCAUCAACGAAGAAAUGAGAUACGAGAUGGCGGCAGAAAAAUAA
Molecule: messenger RNA, 1569 nt
Organism: Parnassius apollo (apollo)
Lineage: Eukaryota; Metazoa; Arthropoda; Insecta; Lepidoptera; Papilionidae
Source: the annotation of a GenBank genome assembly